AGUUGAAUUGAGUGAAUGAGCCCGGGAUUUAACCAAGUGACCAUGUGCCUUUCUCUGUUCCUCUCAGAAAUGAUUGCCACACAGCAGGAGAUGAAUGAUGCCCAGUUGCCCCUCAGUCAGCGAGAUUACUGUGCUCAUUACCUCAUCAAGUAUCUGAAGUGUAAGCGGGACAUGUGGCCCAACUUCCUGGAGUGUAAACACGAGCGUCACGACUGGGAUUACUGCGAGCACGAGGAUUAUGUGAUGCGUAUGAAGGAGUACGAGAGGGAACGACGCCUGCUGAUGAGGAAGAAGAAGUUGAACGAGAGGCAGGCAGCAUGACCAGCUUUUCUGAAGCUGCUGGGUAACUAGGUGUGUGUCUCCAUCUGAGAACAACACCCUGGGCUGGCCUCGUUGUCCUGUGGGUGAUUUUUUUGUUUUGUAUAUAAUUCUAAUACCUCCUAACAUCAAUAAAAGGUCCAGUUAUAAACCCAA
Molecule: messenger RNA, 474 nt
Organism: Chiloscyllium plagiosum (whitespotted bambooshark)
Lineage: Eukaryota; Metazoa; Chordata; Chondrichthyes; Orectolobiformes; Hemiscylliidae
Source: RefSeq, a predicted model, not a curated record